Messenger RNA from Carya illinoinensis, 1953 nucleotides. RefSeq lists its product as uncharacterized. The record is from RefSeq and is a predicted model, not a curated record. The transcript is spliced from 5 exons. Bases 196 to 1665 code for a protein of 489 amino acids. NCBI's taxonomy places the organism in Eukaryota, Viridiplantae, Streptophyta, Magnoliopsida, Fagales, Juglandaceae.
GUGCCACCUUAAGAUAACAAUGAUGUCUUUGUUGACUAUUAUGUUCGACAUUUUUGUGUAUUUAGAUGGAAGUUUCAUCUUCUUCUACUUUAAUUACAUAACUUGUUCAAUUUUGCUCCCUCUUUCCGAGUCCUUUCUCUGUAAAUGAGUUUGAUUUCGAUCGAAGUUUUAAGUGAAAGUGGGCUGUAGAGCUUAAUGCCUAUGGAACGAGUCCAGCCCAUAUCGGACCCAAGAUCCUCCUCAACGGUCCUCUCCAUCGAGUGCCUCAAAGGCAGCUCCAAAGCCGACGAGUGGACCGGCGAUUUCCUCCAAACCGGCGACAUAGUCGAGGAGCUCCGCAUCGGUAACCCCGGCUCCCGCAGAGUCGGCAGCUCCGGUUCGACCCUCAUAUUCACGGCGCCGUUCAAGAACGGCAGGAGCGGCGUCCAGAAGGUUCUCCACGACGCGUUCAAGAAGAAGGAGACCUCGAUUCUCGUCCGGGUUCGCAGGGGAGCGGAUGAGCUCGCCGAGUUGCAGGCUUGCAUCGUGCCCAAUGAAUCGGCCGGGAAGAAACAGUACAUGCUCAGGUCGAUUGCUGAUCCGAAUUACACCGUUGGGUUCUUGGAUCGAACGGAGUCUGAUUGCCUCGAGCUUCAAGCUUCAAGGAGUGCCAGGAUGGUAACUGCACUAUCCAGCAGUCGCCUUCAAGAUGGAUAUGUUGCAUAUCCGUGGGAGAGGAGGAUGCAGGAGUGCCUAUCAGUUCCAUUUUCAAGCUGCUUUCUUUCUGUACUUCUCCUUCCAAAAGCUUCAGAUCAAGUUGCUUCUCGCUACAAUGAUUUGGAAGAUACCCUUGCUAGGGCAAAUGCAUGGCUUAAUGCAUCUCAGGCCAAUGGGGUUCCUAUUGUCUUCAUGAACAUUCAGACUGAGUCUCUGCUUACCAAGAUCUCUGGAGAAACAGCUUCUUCCACAGUGAAUGCUGGAUCCUUAUCUGAUUUGUCUAAUCUUGCAAAUGCAAGUCUAUAUGGUUUUGAGGAUUACCAUGGGGUUGACAUUGGUGUAGUUAAAGCAGUUCGUCUCUGGUAUGCACCUCUUGGAGGAGAGUUUGCAAUUGAGAUCAAGCUAAAAGAAGGCGACACAAAGCUUGGGUUUGCCAUUAGCCGCACAGAAGAGGGAUUUAUCUUCAUCUCAUCGGUUAUUGAUGGUGAUGAAAAUGCUCCUUCAACCCGGUCAGGGCUGGCUAAUUUGUACAAAGAAGCUACAAAUGCAUCUAAGCUGCUGGUGGUCUCAAGAGUUGGCAAUCAGAAGGUCCUUCCAUGGAUGGUUUCUUCCACAGGAGCAAUUCGAUGCUUUGACACUGUUUCAGUCAGCCAAAAGCUUUCAUUGCACCGGCACGCCAAGGUUCCCAUUCUCUUGCAUGUUUUACUGUGGGACCGAGCAUUGUCUAUUCCAAGUGGGGGCAAUAGAUUUAGGGCUCCAACACCGGUUGCCCUACCCUUACCACCUGAAGUUCAGUUAGCAUCCCGUCCAAAUGAUAAUCAAAUACAGCCAUUGACACCUGAAGUUCCUACUGGGAGUCGAGAAGUUAGUGAUGUAGCUGAGGUGAGGCUUGAGCGAGACACGGCUGGGGAGCUCUCCUUUAGAUUCCAUGAAUUUUCACUUUCAAGUAAUUGGUGGCUGCAGUCUUAAAAGCAUGCAGAUAUUGAAUUGUAGCCUGUUCAUCCUGUGGAAGAUUGGAACUUGUUUCUUACUGGUGGGAUUGGCAGAGUUCAUGAAGUUAUGCGAUUUAAGCUGCUGUUUUGCUGCUUGUUCCAUUUGUAAGAUUUCAAAACUGCAAUGAAUUGGGAGCUUGAAAUGUCAGCUGCUCAGAUAUGGUAUUACUAUACUAUAUUUAUUUACAACGCACAUAACUGGACUUCAUUUGUACAUAUUGGAAUCGGGAAUUUAAAUUUAACAUAACACAAUAGAUUUCAAAUA